AUGGUGGAAGUCUUCAUCGACUCGGGGUCUGAGCUGAAUUUGAUAACUACUGAAACAUGGAAGCAGAUGAAAGAUCAACGGGUCGUUGUGUCAAAUUGCAAAAAGGGUUCCGACAAGAUUCUUAAGGCCUACGGAAGUACGAAACCGCUUCAUAUUCUUGGUACUUUUGAAGCCAAAGUUGAAAUAGGAAAACAAUCAGCUAAUGCGAUUUUCUUCGUUGUCGACGGCGGGCAAAGGAACUUACUCGGAGAUGUUACAUCUAAGAGACUGGGCAUCCUCAAGAUCGGUUUGGGAGUGAAUGCAAUCACGGAUACCGAAGAAUUGCAACGUUCACCAUUUUCUAAAAUUUCUGGAGUCAAAGUUCGUAUUGAAAUGGAUCCCAAUGUGAAACCAGUGUUUCAACCUCUUCGACGUAUACCCAUCCAUUUGGAGAGCGCCAUUAACGAAAAAUUGGAAGAGUUACUACCACGUGAUAUCAUUGAGGUUAAACGUGGCCCUGCGACGUGGGUAUCCCCACUGGUGGUAGCGACCAAAGCAAAUGGUACAAUAAGGUUGUGUAUCGACUUGAGACGCGUUAAUCAGGCAGUGGUUCGAGACCGUCAUCCAAUGCCGGUUAUUGAGGAGGUUAUUGCGAAAGUCGGCAAGGGCAGAGUAUGGAGCGUCCUGGAUGUAAUGGAUGCUUUCUUCUUAUUGGAACUUGAAGAAGAUUCGAGAGAUAUCAUGACCUUCAUUACCCACCGGGGAUUAUACAGGUUCAAACGCUUGCCUUUUGGACUUGUAUCCGCACCAGAAAUUUAUCAGCGUAUCAUGGAUGAGAUAUUGGUAGACUGUGAGGGUGCAUACUGCCCAAGUAACCAUUAA
Molecule: messenger RNA, 861 nt
Organism: Uranotaenia lowii
Lineage: Eukaryota; Metazoa; Arthropoda; Insecta; Diptera; Culicidae
Exons: 1
Coding region: 1-861 (286 amino acids)
Source: RefSeq, a predicted model, not a curated record